Molecule: messenger RNA, 1461 nt
Organism: Dermacentor albipictus
Lineage: Eukaryota; Metazoa; Arthropoda; Arachnida; Ixodida; Ixodidae
Product: retinol dehydrogenase 12-like
Source: RefSeq, a predicted model, not a curated record
CUAUAGUGCUACUCUUUCGCACGGCGGCUUCCUUUCCCGUCAUGGUCACCUUUUUGUGGACUUUCGGGGCGAGAAUCAAAAGAAGAAUAAAUGCGAGGGUUAGUUUCGUCCCAUAAAGCGCGAGUGACGCGGGCUGUCUGCGCUCCCGCGCGGAGCUUUUUUACGUGGAAGCAGAUUCUAGAACUGUCACAAUGACGGCACGAUUCUGACGUCAUUCGAGUGUACGGCGGGUUCGGUCCAAGCGCCGCAGUGCGAGGCCUGCUCAACCUGUAGUAAAAGAGGGCGAGAGCACAACGCCAGCGGGUCGGGAAUAGGUGCCAAGCAGAUAACACGCAGCGCUAGCGAUUCGGGGAGAGUGGAGCUGCAGUUCGCUGGAAGAGGCCGGUGACGAAGAGGCCGGGCGAUGGGAGCUCCCGCCGAGCGAGGGACCGGCGCGCCGCACCAGAAGGUGUUCGGCCUGGUGUGGCGCACGGUGCGCGAGGCGCUGUUCCUGCUCGAAGUGGGCACGCUGUGCGUGCUCGCUCUGUUCGUGCGCAAAGGCGUGUGCCGCUCCGAGGCGAGCAUGCAGGGCAAGACGGUCAUCGUCACGGGCGCCAACGCAGGCAUCGGCAAGGCCACAGCUACGGACCUGGCAAAGAGGAAGGCGCGCGUCAUCCUCGCUUGCCGAAACAUGGAGCGGGCCAAACGCGCCGCGCAGGAGAUUUUCGACGCCACGGGGCAGGUGGCCGUGGUGAAGCAGCUCGACCUCGCGUCAUUCAAGUCCGUGAACGACUUCUGCGACGAUAUACUCAAGACGGAGUCGCGUCUCGACGUGCUCAUCAACAAUGCUGGCAUCGUUACGGAAUCCAAAGGAAUCAAGCUAACCGAAGACGGCUACGAAUUGUGCUACCAGUCAAACUACCUCAGUCACUACUUGCUAACAAUGAGGCUUCUUGGGCUGCUGCGCAAGAGUGCCCCGAGCCGGGUGGUCAACGUCUCGUCGGCCAUGCACCACCUGGGCACGCUGAGCCAGCCCGACCAGCUGGCGCGCGGCCUGACGCCCGUGCGGCACCCGACCGCCUCGUACGCCUGCAGCAAGCUCGCCCAGGUCGCGUUCACCCGCUCGCUGGCGCACAAGCUGCGCCACUCCGGCGUCACAGUGAAUGCUCUGCACCCUGGCGAUGUGAAGACGAACAUCGCCACCAACUCACCCGGAGGUCUAUUCUUUGGCUUCCUUUUGGCUCUUGGGGGAAAGACGGCCGAGGAAGGAGCCCAGACGUCCAUCUACUUGGCCGUCGAGCCCAAGAUGACCAAGGAGACCGGUCGCUACUACUCGGACUGCCAGCGAGCGUGGAUAAGCAGGCAGGCGGCCGACAGGAGGCGCUGCGAGCGCUUCUUCUGGGAUUCAGCGCGCCUGGUGCGACUCGACGAAGCAGAGGUCAAGGCUCUCGUGGAAAAAUAAUAAAAGCCGUAAUCCUAGCA